GAGAGGAUUAGUCAUCAUUAAAGCGCGCGCCCCUGCCAUCGGAUUGUAGCAACCGUACCUGUGCAUCGACUUUUGGGAUAGAGAAUACAAUUCCUACGAGUUGUAUAUUAUUCAUCAAUUAAGGGCAACAGAGAGAUCCCGAGGACUCGUCUCACUCCGGCCGCCAUCCGAGCGGGCAUCGUUGUUCCACACGUCACGCCAGCAUGCCAUCGGACUUGGCAUCGUACCUUGCCGACCAUUAUCUCACAGCCGACCCGAAGCCCUCAAAGAAGCGCAAGAGAAAGCAUGGCGACAGCAAGAAGAUUAAGGAAGGCGCCGGCCUCUUAAUCCAGGACGACGAUGACGAUGCAGCCUGGACCAAACCCUCGAGCCGUGACGCCGACGCCGACGAGCUGAGCGCCGCAGCGACGAUAGCAGGGACAUCGGCCGAGUUCAGAAGGGCCACCAAGUCGAGCUGGAAGACGCUCGGCGGUGGCGGGAGCAGCAAGACCAACACAGACCAUGAGGCCGCCGCAGCAGAUGCUAUCCUAGCGUCGGCGGCCGCAGAAAGCGCGGCCGCCCGGGAUGCCGAGGACGAUGCGCCGGUCGUGGAGGGUGCCUCAGUGGCAGCCGUCAAGAUGAGCGACGGCACGCACGCAGGGCUCCAGACCGCCGCGACGGUGGCGGCGCAGCUGCAGAGGAGGCGGGCCGAGGAGAAGGCUCAGUACGAGCGGGAGCGGGCGGAGCGGCGGGCUGCGCGCGGCGGCGGCGGCGACAGCAGCGGGGAGGAGGAGACGGUUUUCCGAGACGCCACGGGCCGGCGGAUAGACGUCACGCUGCAGCGGGAACAAAAGAGAAAAGCAGAGGCCGAGAAGCAGCGGGCGGCCAAGGAGGCGCUCAAGGGAGAGGUUCAGAUCGAAGAGGCGCGCAGGCGCCGCGAGAAGCUCGAGGACGCGGCGCUCAUGCCUCUGGCCAGAGGCAAGGACGACGAGGAGAUGAACAAUGCCAUGAAGUCCGAGCAGAGGUGGAACGAUCCCAUGAUGCAGUUCAUGAGUGAAAACGACAAGAGGGAGGCUGGAGGCACAGCAAAGACUGGAGGCAGGCGAGUCAAGGGCAGGCCGGUUUACAAAGGACCUGCGGCUCCCAACAGAUAUGGGAUACGGCCAGGCUACCGCUGGGACGGCGUCGACCGUGGCAUUGGUUUCGAGGCUGAACGGUUCAAAGCAUUGAACCGGCGUGAACGAACCAAGGAUCUCGAAUACAAUUGGCAAAUGGAUGAAUGAGUAAUAUAUAUAUAUACCUUUGUUUGCUGAUAAACGACUAAACUGCUCGCUGCCUCUAAAUAUCACUUGGUUCAAAGAAGGAUCGCCUUCGGGAUGGUUUCCGCUUUUGUACACAAUUGCGCUAUGAUAAUCAAUCACAAGAAUCCAGAAACUGACCACUGUUCCCGG
Molecule: messenger RNA, 1430 nt
Organism: Pyricularia oryzae 70-15
Lineage: Eukaryota; Fungi; Ascomycota; Sordariomycetes; Magnaporthales; Pyriculariaceae
Product: pre-mRNA-splicing factor CWC26
Exons: 1
Coding region: 204-1262 (352 amino acids)
Biological process (GO): mRNA splicing, via spliceosome
Cellular component (GO): U2-type spliceosomal complex; RES complex
Molecular function (GO): RNA binding
Source: RefSeq, a predicted model, not a curated record